AUUUAUUCUGUGAUUCAAACUAUGAGUCAGUUGGUCGGGUCGAAGUCAAAGAUCCGUAUCAAAUUCUUAUCAGAAAUUGUAAAUAUUGUUUAGCCAAAGUCACGCUGAAAAUCAACAUUCGAACUAAGUGAGGAUCCCUCAUUAUCGGAGAUUUAUCUUUGGUUACUCAAAAUGCUGGGACAAUAAUACUCAAAAUGUGGACAAUUAUCUUUUUAUUAUUACCUGUAUACUUAAAUGGGCAGCUGUAUGACUAUAACGCCAACGCCAACGACAUAUUCUUUGAUUUACUGAAGUGCCCGGAGCAUUGGGUGCAAUUCCAACAGUCUUGCUAUAGAUUCAUUAAAUCGCCUUUACGUCCAUAUAACGAAGCUAGAAAAAUAUGUCAGUCCUUUGUACCUGAUGUCGGAGGAUCCGACUUAGUAUCCAUUGACACCCAUGACGAACACGGCUUUCUUAUUUAUCAACUUACGUGGCAAGAUCCGCAAUACAGAAAAUGGUACGUGGGUGUACAUCAGUUGGGCCCUAAUAACUGGCAAAACCUCGACGGGAACCCAUUUUUGCAUAUGGAGAACGCAUUCUUUCCCGACAACGAGCCGUAUGGAAAAGAUUUCUUAGUCUAUUCGUAUUCGAAAUAUUCAAUGAGAUGGGGUUUCCAGCCUGUUAAAGGCGACGAAUCGCUACUAUACAUCUGCGAGGCUAAUGUUCAACUUAUACAAGGUCUCAUUGGGGACGAUCGAACGUAUAAAUAUGGUAUAGACAUUGAUAAUCCAGAACAAAUACCGCGAGGACCUUUUUUCAUAAGGCAGCCGUCUGACGUCACGUUCGACUUAUCGAAAAGGCAAAUUUAUAAUGACGCCACCUUAAGUUGUUUCGCUGGUGGUUAUCCCACUCCGAUAUAUCAAUGGUUCAGGGAAGAUUACGAAAAUGACAGACUUGUAGCUCGAGAAAUUGAUCCAUUGAAAGAUGCUCGAUACACAAUUAGUGGAGGGACGUUGCUGAUAAAUAAUCCGGAGCAGAAAGAAGACCGGGCAACGUACCACUGUAAAGCUUCCAAUAAGUAUGGUACAAUUAUUUCGGAAAGUGCAGAACUAAACUUCGGAUUUAUCAUGGAAUUCGUUCUCAAACGAUCGCCAGAAUCCGGCGAUCAAAAUUGGGGUAAAGCCAUUUACUGUGAUCCGCCCACAUAUUUUCCGGGUGUUAAAUAUUAUUGGUCUCGCGAUUAUUUCCCCAAUUUCGUCGAAGAAGAUAAACGAGUAUUCGUAUCGUACGACGGUACGUUGUACUUUUCCGCUUUGGAAACCAUAGACAGAGGGAAUUACAGUUGUAGUGUACAAUCGGAAGUUUCCGAUACCGGUAGAAAUGGCCCGUUUUUCCCAUUACGAGUAAAUCCUCACUCGAAUUAUCAACAGUUAAAAUUUCCAAAUAAUUUUCCGAAAGCAUUUCCGGAUGCUCCGACGGCGGGUAAGGAUGUCAGGCUCGAAUGCAUGGCAUUUGGAUAUCCCAUACCUUCCUACAAUUGGACUAGAAAGGGCGGUAGUCUUCCACGUAGUGCACGCCUCUCUGCCUUUAAUCGCGUUUUAAUUCUACCCCAAGUAAAAGUGGAGGAUCAGGGUGAAUAUGUUUGUAGAGUGUACAAUGACCGAUCUGCCAUAGAAAAUAGUGUCAUUUUAAAUAUUCAAGCUGAACCUAAUUUUACAAUCCCACUAACUGAUAAGCACAUCGACAGUCGAGGGCAAUUAGUGUGGACUUGUGAGGCGUUUGGUAUUCCAGACGUUAACUACACUUGGUGGAGAAAUGGUCGACAAUUAGGUACUCACGAUUUUAUAUUAGUCAUCUCUUUUAAUGGCCAAUUUUCAGUCAUGGGAUAUCUGGAUCCGGAGGAUCGGGGUAGAAUUCGCAUUCAGGAUAAUGUGCUAACGGUCACUCAUGUCGAUGACGAACGUGAUCCGGGAAUGUAUCAGUGUAGAGCUUCCAAUACUCUGAGAAGUAAAUACUCAUCCGCGCAGCUAAGAGUGUUAGCUUUUAAACCUUCCUUUAAGAAAAGACCGUUAGAGUCUGAAGUUUAUGCCGCCGAGCAUGGCAACGUUACUAUUAAGUGUAACCCAGAAGCUGCGCCUAAACCACGUUUUGUGUGGAAGAAAAAUUUAAAUAUAAUUGGAUCUGGUGGCCAUAGAAGGAUUUUGGAAAAUGGAAAUUUAGUUAUUAAUCCUGUGUCACGCGAUGACGAAGGGAUAUACACUUGUACCGCGACCAACGAGCUUGGUAUGGAUGAGUCACAUGGACGUCUGAUAGUAUUACGCACACCAAGAUUGGUCGAGCCUCUCCGGCCUAGGAUUUUAACGUCGGUGUAUAAAGACAUCUACCUCCAGUGCCAGGUAGAGACCGAAGAAAUGUUAGAUGUCGCUUACACUUGGAAUCACAAUGGAAUGCGUAUAAGAGACACUGACAUUAAGAAUAUCGAGAGUCGCGUGCAUUUGAGUGGUGGCUCUCUUUACAUUACAAAUUCGACAUUUUCGGAUGCGGGAGACUAUGAGUGCGUUGUAAAGUCGGCAGUGGGUGAAAUUACUUCAAAAUCGACAAUUGUCAUCGAAGGACCUCCUGGGCCGCCAGGUGGUUUACAAGUUGUGAGUAUUGAACGCACAUCCUUCAGAUUACAAUGGACCGAUGGUGAUGCUCAUGGGCGUCCAAUUUUCGCUUACACGAUUAGCGGACGAACAAAUUGGAAUAACACUUGGGUUAAUAUUACACAUGGAGUACGCGCAACCGAAAUCGAUCGUAAUAGUGGUAGGAAGGAAGCUGUGAUAGAAAAUAUUUUGACGCCCUGGUCUAUCUAUGAGUUUCGUGUGAAUGCUUGGAACGAACUUGGCAUGGGUGUAGCGUCCGCUCCGAGCCCGCGCCACUCCACUCCUUCAGAUCGACCUUUCGUUGCUCCCGAUGACAUUAGCGGUGGAGGAGGCAAAUCUGGUGAUCUCACGAUAACGUGGACGCCCCUUUUGCCUCAAGAGCAAAAUGGGCCUGGAAUACACUACAAAGUAUUUUGGAAAAGGAAGGAUUUCGAAACCGAAUUUCAGACUUUGCUACUGAAGGAAUUUGGUAACACUGGAAAGGCCGUCGUUUAUAUUUCAAAAGAUUAUUUUUAUACUGAGUACAUUGUUAAGGUACAGGCAUUUAAUGAUGUCGGCGCGGGCCCUCAAAGUGAAGAGGUUGUUAUAUAUUCGGCGGAGGAAAUGCCACAUGUGGCGCCGCAAUUGGUAUCCGCCCUGUCCUAUAAUUCUACUGCACUAAACGUUAGCUGGAAUCCUAUUGAAGAGAUUCGACCGAAAAUCGGUGGAAAACUAAUUGGGUACAGAAUCAAAUAUUGGAAGACGGACAGCAGAGAGGAAGAAAGCGUAUACUACUUGUCUCGAACAACAACACCAUGGGCGCUAAUUGUCGGUUUACUGCCAGACACCUACUAUUUCGUAAAGGUAAUGGCCUUCAAUUCGGCAGGUGAAGGACCAGAAAGUGAACGUUACUUAGAGCGCACAUAUCGGAAGGCUCCACAAAAGCCUCCUACUUCUGUGCAUAUCUUCGGGAUUAAUCCGUCAACCGUAAGAGUUGUGUGGCGUUAUAUCCAGCCGUCAUUAGAUGAAGAACCAGUUCAAGGAUAUAAAAUACGAGUUUGGGAGGUAGAUCAAGACAUGAGCAAGGCGAAUGACACAAUCAUGCCUGUUGGUGGUAAAUUGGAGGCGUACAUUGAUAAUCUGUCACCUGGAAAAACCUACAAUAUGCGGGUACUUGCAUUUUCAAACGGCGGCGAUGGCCGAAUGAGUUCGCCACCUUUAACGUUUCAAAUGGGAUCUCCUGCAUCGUAUCGAAGUGACGCUGUUAACCAUCAUUUGAGUGUCUUCUUUGUUUUAAGUAUUAUUAUAUUAAAUUGUUUUGUAUUAUGUAAAAGUAAUGCAGUAUGAUACUGCUGAUGUGCCUUCAUAGAUCGUAUAUAGAUGACUUCUAUCAGGUUUGUGAACUUGGGCAUUGUUUUAUUCUCAUAUUAUCACAUUCUCAUUUAGCCUGACGAUUAAAGGUUAUCAAUGUUUAUUUGACUGAUUCAUAACGACCGUUAAGUAUUUAGUAUUUUCAAGUUGGUAUUGUAUAAUUGAUAAUUUUUUUCUAUUUAAUGUGAUAUUUUUGACAAAUCACAAUUAAGGUAGUGGUAUUUACGAAUAAACGAUCGACAAUAUUUUUUAGUGUACCUGUACGUGUUGUGUAAUGUGCUUUAAACAAUGCCUAAGAAGUUGAUAAAUUAGAUUAAGUUUUUUAGAAUUUAAAAAAAACAAAUGCAAAAGAGUCCGUCCAUUUUAUAUGCCUUUUAUAUUUUUCUAGAUGCAGUAUUGUAAUAUUUUAGUUGUGCUCUACCAAACCAAUAACCUUGAGUCCUGUGUUCUUACUGCACAAUACAUUACAGAAUAGUGAUGCAGGACUAAGGUGCCGUGAUUCGUAGAGUAUAGAUCUUUUUUUUAUAAAUACAUUAUUUCUAUUG
Messenger RNA from Photinus pyralis (common eastern firefly), 4519 nucleotides. Its product is annotated as contactin. The transcript has 17 exons. Gene Ontology annotation, molecular function: protein binding. Bases 195 to 3950 code for a protein of 1251 amino acids. Lineage: Eukaryota; Metazoa; Arthropoda; Insecta; Coleoptera; Lampyridae. Gene Ontology annotation, biological process: cell-cell adhesion. The record is from RefSeq and is a predicted model, not a curated record.